CUCGGCGGCUGCUGUAGAAAGAUUCAGCUGAGUCAGCUAAACUAUUAAUAACACUCUAGAUCAGCUUUUCAGCUUUUCAGUUUUACAAACUCUUAGAUCCUGGUAUAAUUAAUAGACCAGGUAUAUCAUACUCUCACUAGGUCUAGUCUAGAUCUAUAGACUGUGAAGAAUAGAGAUCAUGUCGUGUACACUAACUCUCAUUUCUUCAUCGACAACACGAAAGGAACCGAUAGACUAUGACCUCAAGUUACCAGUAGAUGUGACCCAGUUGCCCAAGUUCUCUGUGACAGAUAUCUGGGAGAAGAAGAUUAGCAAUCCACUCAGAGAUAGGCUAAUGGUUGAGUGGUUGUUUUCCUACUCUGUUGCUCAGCAACAACUGGAUGCCAUGGUUGCAAAGAUCAGUGAAGCAAUUCAACAAAAUUUACCGCCGAGCAAACCUCUCUCGACUCAAACUGAAAACGAACCCGACCCUCUGGUACAAAAAUCUGUGCAAUCAACAAGCACGCCCCAUACACCAAGUGAUUCACUGACCAUCACAGAAGUACACAAGUUAGUUGUGUCAGUAUGUUGCCCCGGUGGCAGUUAUUACAGUCCUUGUUUUGUGGAGAAGUUACGAGAAACUUAUCAGACCGACAAGGUGUACAACAAGCAGCUAGUUAUUACCACCCAGCACUGGGACGUUUUGCAGAAGAAGAAAGACAACUUCGUUUGGUACAAGACCAAGAUUCCCCGCUCGUAUGUUCAGCAUAUUGAGAUGCUUACCAACCAUCGACUUUGGUUGCCUGUCGAUAACGAGAUGAAUUUGUUUUUGGAGAACACGUUUCAAGAAGAUCUGUAUAGUAGCCGCACUGUUACAGUACCAAAUACCGGAGAGGUGAUUGAUUUUAUGUCUGGUACACUCUACGACAAAAAGAAACGAAAGACCUACUACAUCCGCUCCACUGUUCUAGCCAUCUUGACAAAACAGUCCCUUGUGAAAUGCCGCUUUGUAGGGGACGAGGCAUACAAGCGUAUUGCGAAGCGUUACGAUGCAGCUGGCAUUUUGUUUUACUCUGUGCACCCACAAACUGGAAAGGCUGUUUUUUUGCUAGGGCAUAUGACGUACGGCUCAUACACCUGGUGUGACUUUGGAGGACUCAAAAGCUACAAGAGGCUAAAGGAGGCAGCAAGACACGCAGCUGCUCGUGAGUGCUAUGAGGAGACGCUCGGUGUUCUGGGAAGUAUCAAAGUCUUGCAAAAAAUGCUAGAGGACUUCAAAACCAAUAAUGUCUUCAAGGUUAUUAAUGAGGUGUACAACUACGUUGAGCACUUCUUGCGAAUUCCUUUCAUGGACUAUUCGAAGAUAUUUGAAGCAGCUGCUAAAUGCCAUUCUUCUUCUUUGGAGAUUGACGAAAUAGGGUGGUUCACAAUGAGUGCCAUUAGACACGCUGUUCAAAUGGGAUUAAACAACGAACGUGUUAUGGUCAAUCUUGAUGGCAAAGUUAGCUGUGAGCUGCGGGUGGAGUUUGUCCACACCCUCUGCAUUGCCGAGAAGCUUGGUGUUUUGGACUGCAUCGACUACAUAACAACACAGCUGCACACAAGCAGUUUAACCACACCCUCUAGACCCAUCUCCUAUCCCAAAUCACAAACAACAGAAGGCUUGUCUAUCCGCCCCCCACAUACAGCACCAGCAAUGACCGAGGCAUGUACUACUUCACACGUCACUAUUGCUCUCGCUGAGAAAAUAUGUAACACUGAGAAUGAUUCCAUUGAUAAAAUGGUUGCACAAAAAGAUGAUACACUUAGCAUGACAACAUCGAAAGAACUCUUGGUUACUCCUUUCGGUGAUUCUCCUCAGAGCACAGCAACAAGUAGUGAGGCUCUCGACUCUGAUCUUGAUGAUUUGGUGAGCCGGUCUCGAGCUUGGUCAUUUGAGGAAUUUGUGGCUGGUCUACCUCCAGAGGACGAGGCAGCUGCUGGUGAGGAGAAAAGGAGUUCGCUGCUUAAUGGACCGAGACAGAGGAAGGUGGAAAAGGAAGAAAGAAAAAAGAAAAAUACAAGACCUCAUCCCACUGUGAAGGGAAGAGCUGUACUUUACUAUGGAAUGGGUUCUGGCACCUUUGGAAUAUAGAGAAUUUUAGGUGAUCUGUGUCUUAAAUUAUUAAAUUAUGCUUUUGUACUUCACUAUGGAAUGGGUGCUGGCACCUUCGGAAUUUUAGGUAAUGUGUGUCUUACCUUAAGGUGACAUAAUUAUUUUCACAGAUAACACACUAGUCAGGUAGAUUUGUCUGCAAUUUUCACUGCUUAGCUCAUUUUGCAAAUUCUGCUCAAAUUGUGUUAUUCAUAGCAUUUCUAAUUACUUGCAAAUCGUUUUUUAACGAGAUUUAUUGCAUUUUCCAAUUAUCUGCGAGGACACAUUUUUGCGAUUUUACUCUCA
Molecule: messenger RNA, 2419 nt
Organism: Halichondria panicea
Lineage: Eukaryota; Metazoa; Porifera; Demospongiae; Suberitida; Halichondriidae
Exons: 6
Coding region: 179-2113 (644 amino acids)
Source: RefSeq, a predicted model, not a curated record